AUGGUAGAGAAGUCAUUGUGGGUUCGCUGGGUUCAAUGCUAUCUGGUUCGGAAAGGAUCAUUCUGGUCUAUUAAAGAAAAUACUAGUUCGGGAUCAUGGGUCUGGAGGAAGCUACUGAAACUAAGAAGUCUUGCAAAACAGUAUAUAAAGAAGGAAGUGAGAAAUGGAGAGAGUUCAUCUUUUUGGUAUGAUAGCUGGUCAAGAUUUGAUACCUUAAAAGACCUACUUGGAGAACGAGGUCCGCUUGACUUAGGAGUUCCUGAUCACUAUUCUGUUGCUGAGGUUAAAAGAAGCAGAAGGAGGAGUAGAAGGAGAAGAAAUCACAGAGUGGAUAUUCUAAAUCAGAUAGAAGAAGUGAUAAGCAGGCUUGAUAAUGACAGUGAUGAGGACAUUGUAUUAUGGAAGCAUGCAGAAGGAAAAUUCAAAACCAAUUUUUCGACAAGCAAAACCUGGAACCAGAUUCGCAAUGUGAGGCCGGUAUGCACAUGGCAUAAGGGAGUCUGGUUUUCACAAUCAACUCCGAAGUAUGCUUUCACUAUGUGGGUAGCUAUCAAAAGGAGAUUGCAGACAACAGACAGAAUGCAGCAGUGGAAUAGCUCCAUUAACACAACCUGUGUGCUUUGUAAUGAUAUGCCAGAGUCUUGUGCUCAUCUUUUCUUUGGUUGUAGAUACUCUGGGAUGAUUUGGAGGAAGCUUGUGGAGGGUAUGAUGAAAGAUGCGUUUACUGUGGACUGGAGUGAGCUAAUAUCUAUAGUCUCGAAGUCAUGGGUAACACCUAUAAAGACUUUCAUACUCCGAUAUGUAAUGCAGGCCACAGUUUACACAAUUUGGUGGGAGAGAAACGCACGUAGACAUGGGGAGAAGCCAAGAGAUAUUGAUUGCUUGACAAAGCUUGUGGACAAGUAUAUGAGGUUGAAGCUUUUAUCACUAAAGGGUAGGGGAGAUUAUUAUGAAGAUGGUCUGAUAACAUGGUUUGGUGCACAACCAAACUCAUGA
This is a messenger RNA of Brassica napus (rape), 996 nucleotides long. RefSeq lists its product as uncharacterized. Lineage: Eukaryota; Viridiplantae; Streptophyta; Magnoliopsida; Brassicales; Brassicaceae. The coding region runs from base 1 to 996 and encodes 331 amino acids. The transcript has a single exon. The record is from RefSeq and is a predicted model, not a curated record.